CGCCGAGUUCCGCCAGCCCGGCGCAGGGCGAGCGAGGGGCAGGCACCGCAGGCUGGCUCUGGCCCCGCGCCCGGCAGCCCCCGCUCCGGCCGGGCUCCCCCAGGCGCUUCCCGCUCCGGCUGGGGCCGCCGCCGGGGAUGCGCGGCUGAGGGGCCGCCUCGCCUGCCCGCUCCCCCUCGGAACGGCAGCGGCAGCGGGCUACGUUCAUCCCUUUACUGUUGAGAGAAAGCAAGGAAGUCAUAGAAACAAGACUGACUGACUAGAUUACUGAGUGAAAUUUACCUCUGGUGUAAAUACAGCAGUGGAAAUACUUAAUGGGCCAAAUCUAUCCCCAGUGUCUGCCAGCCACUUGACUCUGUGCUGUCAUCUCUCACAACAGAAGUGAGGUCAGGUCUGGAAGCAGAGGAUAAGAGUUUCCUCGGUGCCUAAAUUCCAGUCUCUGGGCUUGGACGCUGCUGGAUCCCUGUAGGCACCCGGAUGCCUAUCUCCUGCCUAAGCCCCAGAGUGAUCCAUGAACCAGGAGAAGAUGGGUGGAGGAACAUCUGUCUUUGCAGUUCAGAUCCAGUGGAUUGAGGAUGGAACUGACAUCUUGCCCUAAACUCCUCUGGAUGAGUGACAACAAGCUCCUGCACCAUCAUUUCCCAGAUGUAUUUGCAACGGUCCAUACCACUCAAGACAUCCCAGAGGAAGCCAGUUUCGGACCGUGUAUGCUGCAGAACACCUUGUUGGACACUGUUGCUUUUAUUGCCCUGAAAUGCUCUGAGAGAAGAAAUAUCCAUUAUGUAUUUAAGGUAGAUGUCACCUCGGUGCAUAGCCCCGCUGGACUGCCCUGGAUGAGGCUUGUUCAAGCAGCUGCCAAUAGCAAGGAACAGAACUUGGAAGCCUACUUAAAAAACAGCCAGUUGUAUUAUCGAUCUACUAGGAAAAUAGGCAAGAACGAGGAGCUCCUUGUGUGGUACGAUGAGGAACUUUCCAGGCUCCUGGGUUUCAGCGCCAUCAAAGCCAGGACUCUCCAAACUGAGCUCAGGUGCCCGGAAUGCGAGCAGGCCUUUAAAGGCGGGCACUCCUAUCUGGCCCAUGUCCGCUUCCUCUGUGUCCCAGAGAAGAACGCCCCACUGUGGAGAAAUCUCCAGGAGCAGAAGGCUUGGAAGGGCCACUUGCCUGAGCAGGCCACAAACUUCCACAGCCUGGCAAGGGAUCUGGAGGUCAAAAUAGCCAUGCGGAGAGAUGACUCCCGUGGGCUGUCAGGGGAGAAGAGAACAAAGUUGGAAGAGGCAGAGAACAGCAGGAGCAGAAAAACUGUGUUGCUGGAGAAGACAAAUAACCUGGGGGAAGCUCAAAGCUAUGGGGGCAAGGAGGAGGCGCUGGGGGAACACACCUUGGCUGGCUCUGUCUGGAAGCUCAGCUCAGGGAAGCUGUCGGCGAAGAAGGAUGCCUUGGAACAGAAACAGAGUGCUUUCACCGAGGUCAGGAGGAUGAAGGACCGGUUGAGGAAUGAGAGAGCGAAGGAGGUGGAGCAAGGGAGUGGCCUGGGCCAGUUUGGUAAAGAGCAGAUGCCCAAAGACAUGGUACUGAACUCCUCAGGUAGCGCAUUCUCCUUCGUAUGGCCCACCCAAGCCCAGGGGGAACAGAAAAGUGCUUUUAGCAAGCCAACCAAGUGUCUGGUGGACAGGCCUGCUGGGAAUUCUUCCCAUCCCAUGAAUGAGCUACCGAAGAGCCUGGGGGAGUUGUCUGGCUUCAUCACCACAGCAGAUGUCAUGUGCUACGGCAACCUUUUGAAUUCCAAGUUCUUUGUUGGUGACUUGUGUAAUUCUCAGGCACUGCAGAUGAGCAUCAGCCGGAGCAACGCUUUCCCAUAUACCUCAGAACCGUGGCCAAAACCAACUGGGGGGCAGCUGCAAACCACCACCACUACCACCUCCUCCUCUUCCUCCUUGACUCUACUGCCGCCCACCUUCACGUCCUUCGGGGUGGCCGCCCAGAAUUGGUGCGCAAAAUGCAGCCUCUCCUUCCGCAUGACGUCCGACUUAGUCUUCCACAUGCGGUCCCAUCACAAAAAGGACUACUCCUCGGCAGAGUCUCAGUGCAAGAGGAGACGGGAGGAGACACUGACGUGUCCAAUCUGCCACGAGUACUUUCGGGAACGGCACCAUCUAUCCCGACACAUGACCUCUCAUAAUUAGAGCUGGGUAGAUUGAUCUGACUACAGGACUGUGUUGUGGGUGCGGGGGUGGGGAGGGAAAACGUUAGUUGGUAUCAUUAUUAUUUUUUCCAGUGUUUAAAUUAAUUUCUUAUAGGAAACAGCUGUUUACAAUAAUUUAUAAUCGAUGCUUCACAAAAAUAUGUUUACAUGAGACCAAGGGGUCGUCAGUUUUGAAAAUGCAGCCAAGCGCUUGUUGGUAUAUUUUUGAGGAAAUAAAAUGAUGAAAUUAA
Dermochelys coriacea (leatherback sea turtle) is the source of this 2433-nucleotide messenger RNA. It is a transcript of the gene ZNF488, whose product is annotated as zinc finger protein 488. Gene Ontology annotation, biological process: regulation of DNA-templated transcription. The record is from RefSeq and is a predicted model, not a curated record. Lineage: Eukaryota; Metazoa; Chordata; Testudines; Dermochelyidae. The coding region runs from base 576 to 2183 and encodes 535 amino acids. The transcript has 6 exons. Gene Ontology annotation, cellular component: nucleus. Gene Ontology annotation, molecular function: protein binding.